AUAAGACAAUAUGGCACCGUACACGAAAUUUAUGCUGCUGUCAGUGUUGUUGAUUUAUCAAGUUUUAGCUACUCGGUCGGGAAAUGUUCCACAGUCUUUGUACGAUUCUAAUGAUUUAAUUGUACAGCUAGAUAAUGAAACUAUUUCGAAGACAUUGUUCAAUUCAGGAAACUCAUGGAUAGUUGAGUUUUACUCCAGUUGGUGCGGCCACUGCAUCCGCUUUGCGCCGACGUGGAAACAGCUGGCCAAGGACUUGAAAGCCUGGAAAAGUGUUAUAGGUGUUGCCAGCAUGGACUGUGCUAUACAGCGUAAUUUUGAAGUCUGUCGAACAUUCGAUAUAGAAGGAUAUCCUACACUGAAGCUUUUUAACGCAUCAAGUCAAAACAACACAGGAAUAAUAGUAACAGGUGGACGUCUGUCAAAAAAUCUUCGACAUGCAAUGAUUAAUCACGUCGAAAGUCAUAGUGACAAAAUCCGACCCAAACAUUGGCCAAUUCUCCGUCCAAUCAGAAAAUAUGAAGUUGUAGCAUUUAAAGAAUCACCAAGUGCAAAAUACCUUGCUGUUAUCUUUGAGGAUGAAAAGUCUUACAUUGGACGGGAGGUGAUACUAGACAUGGUUCCGUAUCCCAAGUUCAAGGUAGCAAGAGCAACAAAAAAUGACACAGUAUUAACCAAAGAACUGCAAGUUACAAGUUACCCUUCGUUGUUUGUCUUUUAUCCCGAUGGACAAGUGCACGAACUAAAGAGUAUGCCAGAUCCAACUAGAGAGACAUUUAGGAGCCUGUUGUUGGACCUACUUGGCUUGACAGAUUCACAAGAUCCUCCGAAAGAGACAAUAAUGGAGAAGUCCAAACCUUCACAGGAGGACAGAAGAGACUUGGAAACCAAUGAAGUCAUCCAGAUGGAACACGUUGAUGCCAUUUCAGAGGCAGACAAUGAAGUGGUUAAGUUCCUAAAAUUAGACAAUAUGCCAGGUAUUGAAAGACAACAGGUUCCCAAUGUAAAUCACAAUAAUGGUGAAGUAGUUGUAGAAGAACCUGUGAACGCUGGCAAUGAGGGCGCUGUUGUGGAAACUAAGGAUAUGUGGGAUAUUGUCAAGAAGAAGAAGUAUGAGGCUGAAGCUGGACAGCAACAGCAAUUUAGGAAUAUUGAUGCAUAUUCCCCUGUUCACAUGCAAGAUCUUGAGUCAGCGCUGACAUAUGCCUUGCGACAGGAAGUACCGUUAAAAGUAACAAUUGGAGGAUCAGCAUUGGAGGCUCUCCGCAACUUUGUUAAUGUGUUAAACAAGUAUUUUCCUGGUAGAAGCCAGGUUAGCAUGUUCCUGGAGAGUCUGGAGUUCUGGUUGGAGGAUCUGAAAGGACCAUCAAUCACAUCUGAUGAGUGGCUUGAUUUUGUCAAUGAAAACUAUGACCCAGAGAAGUCUUCAACUGCUGUAUUACCUCACAGUGUGAAGUGGGAAGGCUGCCAAGGCAGUUCUCCUCGUUAUCGAGGCUAUCCAUGUAGCAUUUGGACAUUGUUCCAUACACUUACUGUCAGUGCUGCUAAGAUAAAUAAACAAAAUCCAAAUCGUAACUCACAAGAAGUGCUAUUAGCUAUGCAAGGCUACAUACAGGUGUUUUUUGGAUGUACGGAAUGCGUUAAGAACUUUGCUAAAGAAUCAAAGUCGAUGUCAUCUUCUGUAAAGUCGUACGACGAUGCCAUCCUCUGGCUUUGGAAGACCCACAACAGAGUCAAUGAAAGGCUUAAAGGAGACAUUUCUGAGGAUCCAGCCCAUCCCAAAAUACAGUUCCCACCAACACAGCUAUGCUCAGCUUGUCGCCUUGGAAAGGGACACGAAAAUGAAUGGGUUAACUCAGAAGUCCUUGUGUUUCUCAAAGAGUAUUACGGAGUGAGGAAUAUUGUUUUUGACCAGUUAAAUAUUAAACGGCAAAUCUCUAAUUUGAAAGAAAAAGAGCAAUUGCCACCAGAAAGAUUUUUUAACAUUGAUAAUAUAAAACUGAAACACGAAGCGAUGAAAAGACAAUUGGAAAAACAAUUAGAAGUUCGUCUCGCUGAGGAACGACUAAAACAGAAUCCUGGUUAUGACUUUCGUAUUACUGAUAUGGAUCUUAGUAUGUGUGUAUUUAUGUAUGCUGUUUGUAUUUCUUUAUGUUUAUUUGUAUAUCUAGUGGUUUGUCGCAGGAGAAGGAAGAAAAUGAUAAAGCAGAAAGUUUAAUACAUAUUUUUAGGAUACAUUUUUAAUGUUUAAAGUUUUUUUAAUAUUAUUAAGAUAUGAUGUAAUUCAAAUAUCAUUAACUUAUAUACAUUCCAUUUCAAACAACAAAGUAGCAUUUAAGUUUUUAGAUUAUAUUCAAAAUAUUAUACACUAUCAUUUCAAUACAUUAGUUUUUAGUGAGAAUUGCCAGUACUCAAUAAUUAAUGAUCAGUAUUGUUUUAUUCCUUCUUAAAACAAAAAAUGAUUGAUGCUCAUAUUCGAUAUUAAGUAAUUUUGAUUGUUUUUAUUUAAUUAUUAAUUUUUGGUUUCUUUAAUAUUAUCAUAACAGUAAGCUCAAAUUGAUAUACCUUGAUGUUAGAUGUGCCUGAUAGCAUACCAUUUCACACCAGGUUGAUGACUAUACACCAGUGAGAAAUAAUGAACACAUAUAAUGUGGUAGACACUGUAUAGCGGAUACUGAUUCUGCUGGAACCCCUAUUGUGAUGGAAAUUCAGCGCACGAAUUUCACGUCGGCUUGUUUCAAAACUGCUUGGAAAGUCAAAAACUUCGACUGAAACAGGCUAUAGCAGACACUAAAUUUCAUGUACGUCGUCAAACCAAGGAAAUUGGUGGUUCAUAAAACAGAUUUGUUUGUACAAUAACUAAUAGGCAAACACGAUUUGUGUACAAUCGUCUUGUCUUUCUCGCCUAGUCGUUUCGUAGGCUAGGCCUAGGUAGGAAUGACGCUAGCCAAGGCCUACAGCAUCGCCCAAUUGAACCCACGUGGGCCGCGUAAAUCGUAAUGCUUAUCAAAAUCUAUUAUUUGUCUUCAUUUUACAGUAUUAUUAUGUUUAAAAUGUUGUUUAUUAUCUAAAAACAACAAAAUACAACAUAUUGUAGGCCUAAUCCUACCGCCCGUUUAAACGCAAUCACGAUCGCAUCAUGACUUUACUACAAAGAGAUACUGUACAUGUGUGGAAAAUCCCUGAUAGAUCAUUCUGGGCAUGCGCAUGGAUAUGCAUGGGCAGUAUUGAAGAAAGUGAUAUUUCCCAUGCCAAAGAUAACGAUAAAAUGUACGCUAAAACGAAAUUUAUUCGGCGAUUUUCUUAUGUAAAACAUAUGUAUUAUACUACAUUAUUAAAUUAAUACAAGUACGACCAUUC
Molecule: messenger RNA, 3357 nt
Organism: Anneissia japonica
Lineage: Eukaryota; Metazoa; Echinodermata; Crinoidea; Comatulida; Comatulidae
Product: sulfhydryl oxidase 2-like
Exons: 12
Coding region: 11-2215 (734 amino acids)
Biological process (GO): protein folding
Cellular component (GO): Golgi membrane
Molecular function (GO): protein disulfide isomerase activity; flavin-dependent sulfhydryl oxidase activity
Source: RefSeq, a predicted model, not a curated record